Homo sapiens (human) is the source of this 2087-nucleotide messenger RNA. It is a transcript of the gene MAGEB3, whose product is annotated as MAGE family member B3. Bases 517 to 1557 code for a protein of 346 amino acids. Lineage: Eukaryota; Metazoa; Chordata; Mammalia; Primates; Hominidae. The transcript is spliced from 5 exons. Gene Ontology annotation, cellular component: cytoplasm. The record is from RefSeq and is marked reviewed.
AACCCGACUCCGCUGUCUGCCCUCACAGGACCCAAACAUCCCUGGCCUAAUGUGGCUCAUCAAAACUUCAGCCUAGAUCUCGGAGGACCUUGAUCUGAGCAGGAUUCAUGGCAUGGAAUGUGGAGUCCCAGGACUGGCCAGCAGCGAAGUGAGGUUCUUGAGCAGGGCUCUGGCUCACGCUUGUAAUCCCAACAUUUUGGGAGGACGAAGCCAGCCUCAUCGCUUAAGCACAGGAGUUCGAGGACUGGGAGGUGGAGGUUGUGGCAGGGCUGUGGCUCACGCUUGUAAUCCCAACAUUUUGGGCGGAGGAAGCCAGCCUCAUCGCUUAAGCACAGGAGUUCGCGGACUGGGAGGCAGGGCUCUGGCUCACGCUUGUAAUCCCAACAUUUUGGGAGGACGAAGCCAGCCUCAUCGCUUAAGCACAGGAGUUCGAGGACUGGGAGGUGGAGGUUGUGGUGCCUGUAUCACCUGCCCUUCUGCUGACACUCCUGCCUGCUGUUCCUGACUACAGCCAUCAUGCCUCGGGGUCAGAAGAGUACGCUCCAUGCACGUGAGAAACGCCAGCAGACCCGGGGUCAGACCCAGGAUCACCAGGGUGCUCAGAUCACUGCAACUAACAAGAAAAAAGUAUCCUUUUCAUCCCCUCUUAUUUUGGGGGCUACUAUCCAGAAAAAGUCUGCUGGUAGGUCACGUAGUGCUCUCAAGAAGCCUCAGAGAGCACUAUCCACCACUACAUCUGUAGAUGUUUCUUACAAAAAGUCAUACAAGGGAGCCAACAGCAAAAUUGAGAAAAAGCAAAGCUUCUCUCAGGGUCUAUCCUCCACUGUGCAGUCUCGCACAGACCCUCUAAUCAUGAAGACAAAUAUGUUGGUGCAGUUCCUGAUGGAAAUGUACAAGAUGAAAAAGCCCAUUAUGAAAGCAGAUAUGCUAAAAAUUGUCCAAAAAAGCCAUAAGAAUUGCUUCCCUGAGAUCCUUAAAAAAGCUUCUUUCAACAUGGAGGUGGUAUUUGGUGUUGAUUUAAAGAAAGUUGAUUCUACCAAGGACUCCUAUGUCCUUGUCAGCAAAAUGGAUCUCCCCAACAAUGGGACAGUGACUCGUGGGAGGGGAUUUCCCAAGACAGGUCUCCUGCUGAAUCUCCUGGGCGUGAUCUUCAUGAAGGGCAACUGUGCCACUGAGGAGAAGAUCUGGGAAUUCCUGAAUAAGAUGAGAAUAUAUGAUGGGAAGAAACACUUCAUAUUUGGGGAGCCCAGAAAGCUCAUCACCCAAGAUUUGGUGAAGCUUAAAUACCUGGAGUACCGACAAGUGCCCAACAGUAAUCCUGCACGCUAUGAAUUCCUGUGGGGUCCAAGAGCCCAUGCUGAAACCAGCAAGAUGAAGGUCCUGGAGUUUUGGGCCAAGGUCAAUAAAACUGUCCCCAGUGCGUUCCAGUUCUGGUAUGAAGAGGCUUUGAGAGAUGAGGAAGAAAGAGUCCAAGCUGCAGCUAUGCUCAAUGAUGGCAGUAGUGCCAUGGGCAGAAAGUGUUCCAAGGCCAAGGCUAGCAGCUCUUCCCACGCCUAGUGAAGUUGAAGCAAAUUUUGCAUUUUGUGGUUAAAGAGGGCAGUCACUGUUCCAAGGAGUGAAGGACUGGGUGUUACUGGAGGGAACACACUGUAUAAUACCUUUUGUUUCUGUUCUAAAUGGAUAAUUUGAAGUUUUAUCUGUAUUUUGGGGCAUAUUUUUCAAAUGUUCCUUUUAUUUAACAUUGUAAUCUAAGUUUAGGAUUGAUACUGGUCACAUUUGUUGUUUAAGAGUAAAAAUUUUGCUGUUUUGUAAAACAGAUUGAGAAAAAUUCGAUCUUAUUUAGUGAUCUGUUGCAAGAUAACUUGGAAUUAGAAUAAGCAUUUCCUUGAAAAUGUUUAAAAAAAAAAAGUCAGCAGUAAAAUGUAUGGCAUUAAGAAAUAGAGAAAGAGUGUAAGAUGGUCAAUAUUUGGUUUCCUAAAUGCUUUUACUCUGUGCUUUAAGAAAAUGAAAGAUAAAUAACCAUAUAUGUCUGGCUUACUUAAGAAUGUAGAAUUAAAUCAUAAUAAAUUAGACCUCAUGCUGACACA